AUGGAGGUGUGGAAUGGGAGGUUUUUCGACUCACUCCUUCUCUUGAUCCUUCUUACUUCUUCAUCUUGCAAUAAUUUGGUUCUUUUUUGCUGUAAAAAUCCGCCCAAGAAAGCUGCACAUAUAGCAAAAAAGUCCAUCGAAGCAAGAGAGGAAGACACCAGUAAAGGAGCGACAACAAAGACUAGCCGAAAACCACCACUAACCCCCAAGAAAAGAAAACUAAAAGAACCUAAGGUUGAAGCAAUCGAGUCUGAUGACGAUGACCUAUCCCUAGACACUUUCAAACCCACUAAACAAAGGAAGAAGAAACAACUGAAGCUUCAGGGUGCUCUUGUCCAUUUGAAAGUAAAAACUAGCAAGGCAAAGAAAUCUCAUGCCCUAAAAAUACCUGGUGCUGAAUCUGGGCCAAAGUCGAAGGAGACUCUAGAACAAAUGGAGAGCGAUAACUCCAGUCCUCGAGUUGAAGGCCCUAAGGUUGUUGCAGGAAGCUCCCAACAUCCAACCGUCAAACCAACUGACGUCACGAUCCUCCUUGAAAGCAGUGGGGCUCCCACAUGUCAUCCCACAACUCCUGUUGACUCCGAAAAAGGGUAUAUGGGCGAAGUAAACAAUGUUGCUGCAGAAAUACAGGAAGAUUCUCCACCAAAAACUAUCACUCAGCAUUCCCAUACUAGUGGCUUUGAAUAUGGGGAUGAACAAGAUGAAGAUGUCCUAGUGGAAAAAGAUGCAAAAAUGCAAGAUGCUGGGGAAAUUUCGGAAGACGAAUCUGAAGAUGGUUCCCCCGAAACUAGCCAAGGUAUGGGUGAUCAUGAUGACGAAGAAGAAGAGGAUCCAUACCUGUUUAACUUUGACAUAGAACCCCCAGAGGACGAGGAUGAAGGACGAAAUGAUGAUGGUGAUGAGGAAAGGAAUGUACGAGAGGAUCGACAAACACCGGAAUAG
Lathyrus oleraceus (garden pea) is the source of this 942-nucleotide messenger RNA. RefSeq lists its product as uncharacterized. NCBI's taxonomy places the organism in Eukaryota, Viridiplantae, Streptophyta, Magnoliopsida, Fabales, Fabaceae. The coding region runs from base 1 to 942 and encodes 313 amino acids. The transcript is spliced from 3 exons. The record is from RefSeq and is a predicted model, not a curated record.